Molecule: messenger RNA, 1691 nt
Organism: Zalophus californianus (California sea lion)
Lineage: Eukaryota; Metazoa; Chordata; Mammalia; Carnivora; Otariidae
Product: low affinity immunoglobulin gamma Fc region receptor II-like
Exons: 7
Coding region: 94-981 (295 amino acids)
Biological process (GO): cell surface receptor signaling pathway
Molecular function (GO): transmembrane signaling receptor activity
Source: RefSeq, a predicted model, not a curated record
CUGUCUGUCCUCUCGGGUGGAAUCUCUCAAGUCUCAAGAGAAGUCUCUGCCUGCCACACUGGUGCUGCUGGAGCCAACGUGAGCCAGCAAGUGAUGCAGAUCCCCUCGUUCCUCCCCAUUCCUGCUGCUGAUAGUGACUGGGCUGAUUGUGUGCCCUGCCAUCCUCUGGGUGACAUGCUGCUGUGGACAGCUCUGCUCUUCUUGGCUCCAGUCGCUGGGACACCUGCAGGUCUCCCGAAGGCUGUCCUGGACCUUGAGCCCCCGUGGGUCAAUGUGCUCCAGGAGGAUCCCGUGACCCUGAAGUGCCAGGGGGCCCGCACCGCUGUGGACCACGUCACCCAGUGGUUCCAUAAUGGGAGCUCCAUCCCAGCCUUGGUCCAGGCCAAUUACAGUUUUAAGGCCAGACAACAGGACAGCGGGGAGUACAGGUGCCAGACGGACCAGACCAGCCUCAGUGACCCUGUGCAUCUGGAUGUAACUUCCGACUGGUUGCUGCUCCAGACCCCUCGCCUGGUGUUCCAGAAGGGGGAGCCCAUGGUGCUGAGGUGCCACAGCUGGAAGAACAGGAGUCUGUACAAGAUCACAUUCUUCCAGGACGGGAAGUCCAAGCAGUUUUCUUCUCUGAAUUCCACAUUCUUCAUCCCAGAGGCAAACCUCAGCCACAGUGGCGACUACCACUGCACGGGAAUGAUAGGGCAGAUGCUGCGCCUCUCACAGCCUGUGGCCAUCACUGUCCGAGGGUCCAGCUGGAGCGACUCCUCCAUGGUGAUGACAGCUGGGGCUGUGGUCGCCGGCACCGCUGCGGUGGCCAUCCUCGUCGCGGCCGUGGCCUGGUUCCGCCUCAGGCAAAAGCAAACUUCAGCCAAUGUCACUGAUACUGAAGAGGCUGCCAAAAUUGAGGACGAGAAUACCAUCACCUACUCACUUCUCUUGCAUCCGGAGGAAGAGGCAGAGGCCUCCGAUUACCAGAACCACAUUUAGUCUCCAUUGUCUUGCCUGUGACCCAGGGAAGAGCAUCAGAGAGGCCAGGACGCCUGACCUGAGUUCGCCUUAGGGAAGACAAGGGGAUGCCGCAGUUCCAAAGGAGAAGAAGGACACUUUCAGAGUCAUCUGCAUGAAUCCUGAACCUCCCUGUCCUAAGAAGAAGGACACUUUCAGAGUCAUCUGCAUGAAUCCUGAACCUCCCUGUCCUAAACCACAAUGUGGUCCCAGAUGACUGACUGUCCUGGUUCCUUCUGUGUCUCAGCACUUCUCUCCAUCAAGACUCUUCUGCAUACAUCCACACGGCAGAUAAAAAUUACUUUUAUUAAGAGGUAGUAGCAACAUGGGAAAUGCUUAUGUUAUAGGUUACCUAAGAAAAUUAUGUAGGUAUAUAUGAUUUCAGGAAUGUCGAAGCAGAUUAACGUUUGCCAACAUAUUAAAAGUGAUGUUUCAGGGUGAUGGGAUUAUUGGUGAUUUUCAUUUUCUUUAUUUUUCUAUAUAGACCAUGUAUUACCUUUAUAAUAAAAUACUAGAAAAAAAGGCUGUAUUGGUUGGAGUGUGGACUGACCCGUUUCUUUUCAAGGAUAAAAAUCUUGGGAAGGUCGUAAUGGGUAGGAGGUGGAGGAGAGGGAAGAUUUGGAGUGUAGGGUGAGUGUCCUCUUCUUAAAACUGAAUACUCUUGGGGCGCCUGGGUGGCUCAGUCGUUAAGC